Pogoniulus pusillus (Red-fronted tinkerbird) is the source of this 3804-nucleotide messenger RNA. RefSeq names its product ADAM metallopeptidase domain 17 (gene ADAM17). Gene Ontology annotation, molecular function: metalloendopeptidase activity. Gene Ontology annotation, cellular component: plasma membrane. The record is from RefSeq and is a predicted model, not a curated record. The coding region runs from base 104 to 2593 and encodes 829 amino acids. The transcript is spliced from 19 exons. Gene Ontology annotation, biological process: membrane protein ectodomain proteolysis; Notch signaling pathway. NCBI's taxonomy places the organism in Eukaryota, Metazoa, Chordata, Aves, Piciformes, Lybiidae.
GGGAGCGGCUCCGGCCCGGGCGGCGGCGGCGGCGGGCGGCAGGGAAGCGGCCCCGGGCGGAUGUGAGCGGGCGGCCGGAGCGGGAGGCGGCAGCGCCUGCACCAUGAGCCUCCGAGUGUGGCUGCUCCCCGCGCUGGUGCUGCUGUGGGCGCCGGGCGGCCCGGAGGCGCUGGGGCCGCCGCCGCGCCGGCAGCGCUACGAGGCAGUGGAGGCCAUGCUGGCAGACUACGACAUCCUCUCGCAGGCCAGCAUCCAGCAGCACUCGCUGAGGAGGAGAGACCUGCAGCCUCAGACACACAUCGAGAGGCUGCUGAGCUUCUCAGCCCUGCACAGGCACUUUAAAUUGUACCUAACUGCAACUGCUGAACACUUUUCAGAGAGAUUUCAAGCAGUGGUUGUGGAUGGAGAAGGCAACGAGCAGGAGCACCCUGUGCAGUGGCAGGACUUCUUCACUGGCCACGUCGUGGGAGAGCACAACUCCAAAGUUGUGGCACACAUUGGGGAUGAAGAUUUCACGGUGAGGAUCAAUACUGAUGGAGAAGAAUACAACAUUGAGCCACUCUGGAGGUUUGUGGAUGAUGUGCAGGAUGAGAGGCUGCUGGUCUACAGGUCUGAGGACAUCAAAGACUUCUCCAGACUGCAGUCCCCCAAAGUGUGUGGAUAUCUGAAGCUGGAUGAGGAGGAGCUGCUGCCCGAGGGGCUGGAGGACAGGCAGCAGCAUGAGGCAGAGCUGCAGCGGCAGAAGAGAUCCAUGCCAGACAGCUCCAAGAACACCUGCAAGAUGCUGGUGGUGGCAGAUCAUCGAUUCUUCAAGUACAUGGGCCGAGGGGAGGAGAGCACCACCAUCAACUACCUGAUCGAGCUGAUAGACAGAGUGGAUGACAUCUACAGGAACACCUCCUGGGACAACGGCGCCUUCACCGGGUACGGCAUACAGAUAGAGCAGAUCAUCAUUCACAACGAGCCCAACCUGGUAAAGCCUGGAGAGAAGCAUUACAACAUGGCCAGAAGUUACCCAGAUGAGAAGAAGGAUGCCUGGGAUGUGAAGAUGCUGCUAGAGCAGUUCAGCUUUGACAUUGCUGAGAAGGCAGCUCACGUGUGCCUGGCUCACCUCUUCACCUACCAAGACUUUGACAUGGGCACCCUUGGCCUGGCCUACGUCGGCUCUCCCAGACCCAACAGCCACGGGGGCAUUUGCCCCAAAGCUUACUACAGCCAGAUUGCAAAGAAGGACAUCUACCUGAACAGUGGCCUGACCAGCACCAAGAACUAUGGCAAGACCAUCCUGACCAAGGAGGCUGACCUGGUUACCACACAUGAGCUGGGACAUAACUUUGGAGCGGAGCACGACCCUGACAGUCUGCCAGAGUGUGCCCCCACUGAGGACCAGGGGGGCAAGUAUGUGAUGUACCCCAUUGCUGUCAGUGGAGACCAUGAGAACAACAAGAUGUUCUCCAGCUGCAGCAAGAAGUCCAUCCACAGGACCAUCGAGAUCAAGGCCCAGGAGUGCUUCAAGGAGCGCAACAACAAAGUGUGUGGGAAUUCGCGGGUGGACGAGGGGGAGGAGUGCGACCCGGGGCUGCUGCACCAGCAGGCGGACCCCUGCUGCUCCUCCGACUGCCGCCUGCGCCCCGGCGCCCGCUGCAGUGAUCGGAACAGUCCCUGCUGCAAGGGCUGCCAGUUUGAGAGUGCACAGAAGAAGUGCCAGGAGGCCAUCAAUGCCACUUGCAAGGGGGAGUCCUUCUGCACUGGGAACAGCAGCGAGUGCCCCCCUCCAGGGAACGCCCCCGAUGACACCGUCUGUGUGGACAUGGGCAAGUGCAAGGCCGGGGAGUGCGUCCCCUUCUGCGAGAGGGAGCGCAGCCUGCGCUCCUGCGCCUGCAACGAGACAGACAACUCGUGCAAAGUGUGCUGCCGGGACCUGCAGGGCCGCUGUGUGCCUGUGCUCGAUGCCAACCAGCAGUUCCUCUUCCUGCGCAAGGGCAAGCCCUGCACCGUGGGCUUCUGCGACACCAACGGCAAGUGUGAGAAGCAGGUGCAGGAUGUGAUCGAGCGCUUCUGGGACUUCAUCGACCAGCUCAGCAUCAACACCUUUGGCAAGUUCCUGGCAGACAACAUCGUGGGCUCUGUGCUUGUCUUCUCCUUGCUGUUCUGGAUCCCCCUCAGCAUCCUGGUGCACUGUGUGGACAAGAAGCUGGACAAGCAGUACGAGGAGAACACCAAGUCCCUGUUCUGCCCCAGUAACGUGGAGAUGCUGAGCAGCCUGGACUCGGCCUCGGUGCGCAUCAUCAAACCCUUCCCCGCGGCGCAGCCCAGCAACCGCCACCAGCCGCUGCAGCCCCUGGCGGCCGUGCCCGCGGCGCCCGCCGCGCCCAAGCAGGACCACCAGAGGAUGGACACCAUCCAGGAGGACCCCAGCACCGACUCGCACGCGGACGAGGAGGGCUUCGAGAAGGAUCCCUUCCCCAGCAGCGGCGCCGCCGCCAAGUCCUUCGAGGACCUGACGGAGCACGCGGCCACGCGCAGCGAGAAGGCCUCCUCCUUCAAGCUGCAGCGCCAGGGCCGCGUCGACAGCAAGGAGACGGAGUGCUAGGGCCUGGUGCCCCGCGCCCUGUGGCCGGGUGAGCUGCGGCUGCGGGAGCUGCCCGGAGCCCAGGACCUGACCUGUGGCAGACGAUGGCCGCGUCUGUGCCCUCCCUUCACUGCCACUUCCUAGAGCCUCUUCCCUCUCACGGAGGAUCCAGACAGGACCUGCCUUGGUUUUCAGAGCUCUCUUUGGAUUCCUUUUCCUGUUGCCUUUGCCCUUUGCCGUUUCUUUUGCCCCGUGGUGCAAAGCCAAUGUCCCCUGGGCACUGCGCUGGGUAGCUCAGCCUGUUUUGUAACGGAACCAAUGUUUUGCAGUCUGACAGCACUGAGAGAAGCCAGGGGCUUGCCAAACCAAAGGAGACGUUCACCCUUGGGCAGGUCAGGGCCACGGCAGCCAAAGCCUGGACAGGCAGAGCCAGCAGUGACAGCUGCAAAUACAGCCCCAGGAGCAGCAAGCCCAAAGCUGCACAGCUUCAAACCAAAGGCUCCUGCAGAGGCUGCCAAAUCUCUCCCGGGCCAGGGCCUGAUCCUCCAGCAAGAGCCUCCUCUGCCUUUGGUGUCCUCAGAGCAGGGGUUCCCCUUGUUCCUUGGGGGAGUUCCCCACUCUGCACUAAGAAGCUGCUGGGUAGCUGGAAGGGCAGAGGUGCAGGGGAGAAAUGCCUGCUGUGAGUGGAGGGCUUCGGCCAGCUGCCAGUGGUGCCCUGGGUGUAGGAAGGUUCUGCAGCUGGCAUGUUGGAGCAGCUUCCUUGUUCCAAGAGCCCAGGCCCAGGCUGCAGGGUCUGGGUGGCCUCUGGAGGCUGCCACUGCACCCACAGCUGGAGAGCAGCACUUAAAGUAGUUGUGAAUUCAGUAACGAGGGCAAGGGGCAAGCUCAGAGCCCUCUUGAGCUGAGCUGCCCACACAGGUGCUGCCGUGGGAUGCCAAGAGCUGCACCAGGGCUGCGUGGCAGAGGACUGGCAUUGACAGGACGUUGUGGUGGUAGCUGCGAAAGAGCCAAAGCAUUUCUGGGCUGGGGAGCCUGGGAACGCUGCUUCCCUGCCUCCCCAGCCCAGGCCCUGUCCUGCUACUUGAAGCUGUGCCUUACCUCUGCCUGGCUGGCAGCUGCUGGUCCCUGUCCUGGCUUUUGUUGUUUGGGUUUUCUUUUGUUUUGGCUCAGUGCCCAAGCCGGGGGUGAGGAGUUAAUUCCCAAGACAAUAAAAGCUUUUUAUAUUAAAAUCA